Chelonoidis abingdonii (Abingdon island giant tortoise) is the source of this 3665-nucleotide messenger RNA. RefSeq names its product sphingomyelin synthase 2 (gene SGMS2). The record is from RefSeq and is a predicted model, not a curated record. Gene Ontology annotation, cellular component: plasma membrane; Golgi membrane; endoplasmic reticulum membrane. Lineage: Eukaryota; Metazoa; Chordata; Testudines; Testudinidae. Gene Ontology annotation, biological process: sphingomyelin biosynthetic process; ceramide biosynthetic process. Gene Ontology annotation, molecular function: sphingomyelin synthase activity; ceramide cholinephosphotransferase activity.
CAGCAGCAUGUAGAGAAAUCUGCCUUGAGUUUUCCCCCGCCCUCCCUUCUGCUUGGAGCCGCCCUCAAUCAGGAGAGCUUCUCCAGCUGUAGCAUUGCUGAGGUAACAGUGCAUACGGAUCUGGCAGUCAUUUCAAGGAAACCUUACUAGAAGUAUCGGCCUCCCCCUUGUCCUUAAGGCCAGUCUCUGUUGCUAGGAAGGAGAGGAGAGGCGCAAGAGGCUACGAGAGAAGAGAAUUGUAGAAGAUAAAGGUGUGGGCAAACUUUCUAGCUGCUUUUUGCUUCAGUUACCACCCAGAAGUGGGAGUGUCUGUGUCUUUGGCCAUAAAGAGCUGCAAAGCCCAAAUGUCAAAGAGCCCCGAGGCUGCAAAGGAGAUCUCCCUGCUGCCUUUGGAGGAGGAACUACCUUCAGCUGCAGUGCUUCCUUAUACAACUAAGUGGGUACGUUGACAAUGACUCAAAUCAGUACAACUUUGUAUUCUGCAGAGUAAGGAUGGGAAUGAUGGAAUGUGGCUUGUUACUGACGUGUACCACGACAGCCUGAGUAUUUCACAUAAGAUGUCCAAAACUAGACUGGACAAAGUACUAGAAAAUGCAACUGUAGAGAACAAUCCUGCAUUGGCAAGAUGAUACAGUAAGAGCUUUUGAGGAAAGAAACUGAGAUUUAUCUCAAAGAUCUGUUGCAGAACAACUGAAAAGAGAAAGAAUGGACAACUUCUGAAGGUUUUUAUUAGAGAACAAAAAUCAACUGGAAACAUAAAGUGGACUUAGAGGAGUAAGAAACUUUUUAAAAAGCAUCCAGAAAUUGCUAAUUCCCUGGUUUGCUCAAGGUCUUAGGGUAAUGGAUACCAUUGAGACUGCAAAGCUUGAAGAGCACAUGGAAGGUCAAAACAAUGACACCUCAAAUGGUUAUGUUCGACCUACCCUAUCUGUCAGUGAAGAGAGCAAAAAUGGCAAUACCAAACCUAAGGGUUUACCUAAUGGUUUGCGAAAAGGCACAAAGAAAUAUCCGGACUAUAUUCAGAUCUCUAUGCCUGCUGAAUCUAGGAACAAAUUUCCUUUGGAAUGGUGGAAAACAGGCAUUGCCUUUGUGUAUGCUCUCUUCAAUUUAAUUCUAACGACUGUCAUGAUCACUGUGGUUCAUGAGAGGGUACCUCCCAAGGAGCUCAGUCCUCCAUUGCCAGAUAAAUUUUUUGAUUAUAUUGAUCGUGUGAAAUGGGCUUUUUCUGUAUCAGAAAUAAAUGGAAUGAUACUAGUUGGAUUAUGGAUAAUCCAGUGGCUAUUUCUCAGAUACAAAUCAAUAGUGGGACGCAGGUUCUUUUUUAUAAUUGGAACUUUGUACCUGUACCGCUGUAUUACCAUGUAUGUUACCACCCUACCUGUGCCUGGAAUGCAUUUUCAGUGUGCUCCAAAGUUGAAUGGAGAUUCACAGGCUAAGGUGCAGAGGAUCCUACGAUUGAUUUCUGGUGGUGGUCUGUCCAUAACUGGAUCACAUAUCUUAUGUGGAGACUUCCUGUUCAGUGGUCACACAGUAGUGCUAACCCUCACCUACCUGUUUAUCAAGGAAUACUCGCCUCGCUACUUUUGGUGGUAUCAUUUGAUCUGCUGGUUGAUGAGUGCCGCUGGUAUAAUCUGCAUUCUUGUUGCCCAUGAACACUACACUGUGGAUGUUAUCGUUGCUUAUUAUAUCACCACAAGGCUCUUUUGGUGGUACCACUCAAUGGCUAAUGAAAAAAACUUGAAGAUCUCUUCACAGACUAAUUUUCUCUCUCGAGCAUGGUGGUAUCCGAUAUUUUAUUUCUUUGAGAAGAAUAUACAAGGCUCAGUUCCUUGCUGCUUCUCAUGGCCUAUAUCUUGGCCUCCUAGCUGCUUCAAAUCUUCAUGCAAAAAAUAUUCACGGGUUCAGAAGACAGGAGAGGACAAUGAAAAAUCCACCUGAAAGAAAGAUGAAGAAAGAAAAGAAAUCAUCUGCUCUUUAUUUUACCAAAAUAUUAAUGCUAUAACCAAAGUUCUUAAAAGGACUAGAUUGUAGGGGAAUAAGUGGACCAAAUUCUUGUGCAAUUGUACAAGACAAUUGUAGACAAAAUAAAACACCCAUUGACAUGGUUUCUAUUCAUCACAUUGUACAGGGCUAUUCUACUCUUCAGUACUAGGAGUGCACCACAGACAGGAUUUUUCCCUGAGAAAGAAAAGAAACAAGAGUUUGGUUUACUUAUGAGAUUGAGGUGCCAAAGAACACAUCACACCUUUUGUUAUUAAUUAUCACUCAUCCACAAAAAUCUCAUCUCUAGAGUUCUGGAGUUUGAGGGCAAAAGCAUACUAAAAUUUAAAGUUACAAUAUCUGUCUACAAUGGUGGGAAGUGGUUUACUGUAUUCUUCUUGCUAAUGAAGGUACGACUUACGAUACAUGACUGGUGAAGCCGGAAGUGAGCUUUUACAUUUUAUGCUCUGUGGGAAUGAAUGUACUAUGACCCUGAAGUACUCCCACCUCCCAUGUACUCCGAUAUACCAAUUUUUUACAUUUUAUAUUGGUAACUUUAUUUUUAAAACAAAACAAACAAACAAAAAAAAAGAACCUGAAAAAGAAAGCUGUUGUGAUAUGAUGACAUUACAAAUUAUAAAUAAUAGCUGCUAACAUCCAUUGGAGCACUACAAGCAUGGAAAUAUUUUUAUUUUUAAAACAUAUAUCUAUGUAACAAGAAGAAAAUUAUUUCAAAAUCUAAACAGUUAAUGGCAAGUUAGCCUGGGUCUGUAUGUGUUGUGUAUAUAUAUAUAGCUAUGUAAUGCAUAUAGGUAUAUAUACAUACUUUUGUGUAUUCACACACAUUAACCAAUAUUAGAUAAAUGAAAAGAGAGCUGUGUAUAAUGUGUUAUUGUAAGCAAAACUCCCACUGAUUUUUCCUUCACCUGCUUCAGUACUGCAAAGUCAUUUUCUCAAUGGGAAAUGUAAAAAUCAAACAUUUUAAAUUUUUAGUUACUAUAUCUUGAUGACACUGUGUAAACAUUAUGCUUGAGAGCCUGAUGUUAUGCAUUUAGAGGUUUGGGGUUUUUGGUUUUUGUUUGGUGGUUUUGGUGGUUUUCUUUUUUAUUUAUUUAUUUUUCUCUUUUUUUGUAAACCAUUGGCACAAAUCUCAGUGACUCAUAAACAGGUGCUAAGGUGAAUACACUCCAACAGCAACACUUCUUCCACUGUUACCCAACAAUAUUUAUUAUUAAAUGGUGCUGUCAUAUGACUGACCCGCUAUUCCUUUCUAUCAGGACUUGUUUGUCCAACCUAAGUAUCUACACAAGUAUGUUGGUUUAGUAUGUGGGAAUACACAACUUUGUUCGUGUACAACUGAACUGCAGAUUAGCAGCUAACCUGGUCAACGUUUUUGUUGUAUUUCAUGUUGUUCUUGGGGAAGCAAAGUGGAUACUGGGCACCCCAGAGUUUAACCGUUAAUUUGUUCUGUAUUCAUUUCCUCAGCUACUCAAGUAUUUUAUUUCAAAACCUUCAGUAAAAGCUGAUCAGAGGCAAUAAUUGUUAAUAGUUUAAAUUAACCUGUAACUUGAGUGAAAAAUUUGCUCUCAUUUUUUAGAAUGCCUUGACAAGUGUGAACACUAAAAAGAAAAUUUAAAUAAUGACAUUCUCAUUUUAAAAAUAUCCUGUUAGAAAAAUUGCUACAA